This is a messenger RNA of Penaeus monodon (black tiger shrimp), 1443 nucleotides long. Its product is annotated as prostaglandin E2 receptor EP4 subtype-like. The transcript is spliced from 6 exons. NCBI's taxonomy places the organism in Eukaryota, Metazoa, Arthropoda, Malacostraca, Decapoda, Penaeidae. Gene Ontology annotation, molecular function: G protein-coupled receptor activity. Gene Ontology annotation, biological process: adenylate cyclase-activating G protein-coupled receptor signaling pathway; positive regulation of cytosolic calcium ion concentration; inflammatory response. Gene Ontology annotation, cellular component: plasma membrane. Bases 466 to 1443 code for a protein of 325 amino acids. The record is from RefSeq and is a predicted model, not a curated record.
GUACGAGGACCGGGAGAACGCCCUAGGCUAUGAGGGGGUGAGAGGGCGAGGGCGGGGGCGGCGGAGCAUAAGGGGGCCGGACACUGGCGAGGCAGGACAGUUGCCUCCGAGGACCGCGGCCGUCGAGUGGUGCAUUCCCAGGUCUCAUCCGUCAGUCAUCACUCCCCGUCCGUCUGUGCAUGACCGUGUAUGUGCUUCAUGAUCUCCCCUCGCUUCUGGCAAGGAGGAACAAUUCCGUCGACCUUCCCUUCCCUUCCUUCCCUGCCAUACGGCCGUCCUUACCGACGCUCACCCUCUCCCUUCCCCUAAUUUCUCUCCCCCGCCCCUGCUCCCUUUCUGCUCCCCCUUCCCUUCCCUUUCCCUGCCCUCCCUCCUCCCUCCCCCUCGCCUAUCCCCCUCCCCCUCGUCUGCCCCUUUCUCCCUCUCCUCCCUCUCCCCCGCCUGCACCCCCUCCCCCUCCCCACCAUGUUCACCACCUCCACCACCUCGUCGCCCGCGGCCUUCGAAACCGACGAAACGCCGCUGAUGUUCCUGAUGGCGCCUCCGUGUGGCACCGACGGAGGCUUCGGUCCCCACGACGCCACGACGACCUCCACCUCCGCGCCCUUCACUGAGGCCGGGGAGGCGGGGGGCAUGACGGCGUGCCCGGGGGACGUGAACUGCACCAUCAUCACGGCGCAGCCAGGGGCGUCCAUCGGCUCUCCGAUUCUUCUCAGUCUCACGGGCGUGGCGGGACAAGUUUGGGCCUUAUGUUACCUGUACGGAAGCACGAGACGGCAAAAUGCACGCACAGUCUUCUACGUACUCCUCUGCACGCUAGUUUGGCUCCAUCUAUUGGGAAAAAUCCUAACUACGCCCCCUGCUAUCAUAUCAUAUGCCUACGGAACUUGGGUGGGCGGGAAACACAUGUGCGAUUUCCACGGAUUUAGCAUGGUGUUGGUAUGCACUCUAACGCAUUUCACUCUGGCUGCUAUGGCCAUCGAACGGUUCCUGGGCAUCUGUCACGGCUAUUUCUACAGCAGAAACGUUACUCCGCACAGAUGUAGAGUCCUCCUCCUCUCCAUCUUCGUGUUCUGCAUCAUGUUCUCCCUCCUGCCACUGUUCAACAUCGGGCAACUGUUCCUGCAACACCCUGGGACCUGGUGCUUCCCCAACCUUCACUUGUGUCCGACGACCCCCCUAAGGCAUCGUAUUUUCACCACGACGAUGGGAGUCAUCAACAUUUCCAACCUCGUGGUCAUCGUUGUCUGUAACGUGCUCGUUGUGGGAAACCUCCUGAAGAUGCGGGUGAGUCGCCACCUUCCUUCGGACCACCACAGGAACAACUUCAGGUUCAGGGGCGGCUGGGACCACGAACUUCAGAUGGUUCUUGUGCUCUUGGCCAUCACCUGCGUGGCGAUCGUGUCGUGGGGGCCGCUUGAUGUGAGUGCUUGUGCUUUCUGA